AUGAGGAGUUGGGGGGUAUUCGAGUUUAAGGUUUUCUCUUACAAGAUGGACCGGUUGGCGCCUCUUGCUGGGUUGCUGCUUUUGGCUCGGCCAAUUGCUGGUGCUGCUGCCAAUGGGUCUUCUUCGCUUUCGUUUGCUCAGCCGACUGGAUAUAGCACUUCUAGCUACAAUGCUUCUGCACAACCUACUCCUUUUACCCGAACCGACUACUCGCACAAUGCACUUGCGGCGCUCUGGGAUCAAGUAGGGCCUGUUGUCACGGGUACGGUUACAACGACUGUUGAACCGACUCUCGAGCCAUCCGUAUAUCCACAGCCAGACCCGCGUUACUACCAUGCCCUGGUCGGUACUGGGUACCCCGAAACUGAGGGUCUGAAGUUACCCAAGAACUUUGUCUGGGGAUUGAGUUCUUCGGCAUAUCAGAUUGAAGGAGCUGCUAAGGAUGAGGGCAAAGGGCCCAGCAUCUGGGACCUACUCUCACAUCGCGUGCCCAACUUUGUGGCGGACAAUACGACUGGUGAUGUUGUUGCUCAGCAUUACUAUCUGUACAAGCAGGAUUUUGCUCGACUUGCAAAGUUGGGUAUCAAGGCAUUUAGUCCCAGUUUCUCGUGGCCAAGAUUCUUUCCCUUUGGCAAUGGGCCUGUCAACGAGGAAGCAGUUGCACAUUACGAUGAUGUGAUUGCGACUAUGCAUGCCAAUGAAAUUCACCCUUCGGUGACGCUCUUCCACUGGGAUACUCCACUCGCAAUCUUCAACGAGUACGGCGGAUGGACGGACCGCCGCGUUGUAGAUGACUUUUUCAACUACGCCAAGUUUGUCAUCACUCGCUACGAUGCGUUUGUCGACGAGUGGUUCACCAUCAACGAGCCCCAGUACUGCAACUGGCAAUAUGCAUCUUACCCAGCUGGCGAGUACUAUCCGGCGCCUAACGGAGUCUGGCCUGGCAUCAAAGCCCGCUUCUUGUGCGGCCACUACACGCUGCUUGCCCACGCCAAAGUCGCAAAAUGGUACCACGAGGAAUUCAAGGGCCGUGGCCGCAUCACGUUCAAGAACAGCGGCAACUACUACGAGGCUAACAGCACAAAGCCCGAAGACGAAGUUGCCCGGCAACGCAACUUUGACUUUAGCAUUGGAUGGUUUGGAGGUUGCUGGACUGACGGCGACUACCCGCAAUCCCUCAAAGACACCCUUGGUGACCUCUUGCCCGAGUUUACACAAGAAGAAAAAGACUUGAUCAAGGGCUCAUGUGACUUCUACGCCAUUGACCCUUACUCGUCGUUUGUAGCCUUUGAAGUCAACGGCGGCCUCGAGGCCUGCACUAGCAACCGCUCUCACCCUUCGUUCCCUGACUGCGCUGGCUCCGCAAGCAUAGCUCCCAAUGGCUUCCCCAUUGGACCCGCAGCUGACCCAGCCAUGUCAUGGUUCUACUCUGCACCUGCAGGAGUACGCCGCUACCUCAAGCACAUUACUCAAGUCCUCUUCCCCUCCAUCCCUGACAUCGUCGUCAGCGAAUUCGGCUUCGCAGAGCCAUUCGAAGCGCAGUGGAGCAACAUCAACGCCGCACUUUGGGAUCUCAAGCGCGCGGACUACUAUCAGCAGUACCUAGAUAACAUCUUGCUCUCGAUCCAUGUCGAUGGUGUCAAUGUGACGGGCGCGUGGGGAUGGUCGAUAUAUGAUAACUUUGAGUGGCUGCUGGGUACCUCGGUUAGGUUUGGGCUGCAGUAUGUGGAUUAUGAGAGUUUGGAGCGGUAUCCCAAGGCGAAUUACAAAGCCCCCCUUCUGGCAACAGGCUGCCACGAAUCCAUCUCCGCGCCAUCUGCGGGUAAACCAAGCCCAGUCUUCGUCCUGGCAGACGAAACCUCCCCAGACUUUCCCUCCCCAAUCGCCGCCGACCGCCCAUCCACUCCGCCAUCCCCCGCUUCUUCUACUUCCCCAGUCAUCUCUGCCCCCUCCACUCUCCCCGGUCCCACCACCAACAUCCUUCCGUCCCAACGAACUCCAGCCGGAAAGCGCAGGUACAGCUUCUCCGACAGCGACGACCACAACGACCACGGCGACCAAGACCCUCUUUCGCGCACCGACCGAGGCAGGCUAACCCGCCACACCUCGAAGCGCAGGCGCAGACUCGACGGGACCAUGCGCCUUGAUAACGACGACUCAAAGACAUCACAAUCGCCCUCGCGAAACUUUACAAACGGUUCGUCACAAUCCUCGGCACCCAGGUCGCCGCUGGGCAAGCAUGCGAAUGGUGGCUCCCACAACCGGACUGAGAGCAAUGGCUCCUACACGAAUGGAGGCCCGGUAGCGAACGGAGGAGCAUCGGUUCCGGCGACCUUUUUCGGUCACGACAGGGAAGAAGUAACGCGGAUACUCAUACAAAGUCUGACCGACUUGGGAUAUCACAAUGCAGCAAGCGCAUUGUGUAAAGAGAGUGGUUUUCAGCUCGAGGGCCCCACGGUUGCAGCAUUCCGGAGCUCGGUUUUGAACGGUGAUUGGGAAGAGGCAGAAGAGUUAUUAUUUGGCUCGAAUGCAAAUGAUAACGGAGGCGGCGUUGGUUUGGAUGCUUCGUAUGGAAAGCCGUGGGGAAAGUCAAGGUCAAAAUCGGGCUCGCGGCAAUCUGCGGGUCUGACGCUCGCUGAGGGUGCCAAUCGGGAAGUUAUGCUGUUUUGGCUGAAGCAGCAAAAAUAUCUGGAAUUGCUGGAGCGAAGAGAUCUUUCAAAAGCGCUUCAAGUACUCCGACAAGAGUUGACGCCACUUCAUCAAGAUGUGGGCAGGUUACACGCUCUUUCAGCUUUUAUGAUGUGCCAAUCUGCUGAAGAUUUGAGACAUCAGGCUCAGUGGGAUGGUGCUCGCGGCGAGUCGCGAAUGCAUCUCCUUUCAGAUCUGUCGAGGUCGAUUUCGCCCAGUGUUAUGAUUCCAGAACACCGGUUAGCCGUAUUAUUAGACGAGGUAAAAGACAGCUGGAUUGCUAAUUGCUUGUACCACAACACGGCCGCGUCACCCUCGCUCUACCUAAAUCACAAUUGCGAGAGAGACGAUUUUCCUACAAAGGCUGUACUUGAUCUGAGACAUCACAAGGACGAGGUGUGGUUUUUGCAGUACUCGAAUGAUGGCACCAAGCUGGCGUCGACGAGCAAGGAUUGCACAAUCAUCAUCUACGAAACGAGCACAUAUAGGGUGCUACACCAAUUAGACGAACACCGAGAUUCAGGUGUUACUCAUCUUGCGUGGAGUCCUGAUGAUACCAAGAUUGUGACAUGCUGCUCUCAACCAGAGAAUUCUGCGAGGAUAUGGGACGUCAAGUCGGGUGCAUGCAUACAAUGCAUUAGUGACUUUACCUAUCCAUGCACAACAGCAGCAUGGGACCCAUCCGGCACACGCGUAAUCAUCGGAUCGCAAGACGACCGCAUGGGCUGUGGAAUCUGGGAUCUCAACGGGGACCUCAAGCACAACUUUUGCGACGGCGGCGCAAGGCUCCGCGCAAACGACAUUGCAGUAUCGCCAAACGGCGAGCGCCUCGUCAUCAUCACCGAAAGCUCAAUAGCAGUGUUUGACUUUGUCAGCUACGAGAAGAUCGCCGAGUUUCAACUCGACGAUGUCAAACUAACCAGUGUGAUGAUCAGCCAGGACUCGCGCCACAUGCUCGUCAGCAUGAGUCCCGAUCAAAUCAAACUCAUGGAAAUCGACACUGGCGACGUCAUCCAGCGUUUCGAGGCGCACGUCCAGAAACAGUUCAUCAUCAGAUCUGCCUUUGGCGGUGCCGAUGAAAACUUUGUCGUUAGCGGCAGCGAGGACUCGAGGAUAUACAUCUGGCGCUCUAACGGUCUCCUCAUCGAAGCCCUCGAUGCCCACCCCGGCUGCGUCAACAGCGUAGCCUGGCACCCCAAAGACCCGACUACCUUCGCCUCGGCUGGCGACGACAUGCGCGUCAAGAUUUGGAAACCUGCGUCUGCCUCGCCAAUACCGACGGAUCAUUCUGGCUAUGAACGGUAG
Messenger RNA from Bipolaris oryzae ATCC 44560, 3993 nucleotides. RefSeq names its product glycoside hydrolase family 1 protein. Gene Ontology annotation, cellular component: GID complex. The record is from RefSeq and is a predicted model, not a curated record. Gene Ontology annotation, molecular function: hydrolase activity, hydrolyzing O-glycosyl compounds; protein binding. Lineage: Eukaryota; Fungi; Ascomycota; Dothideomycetes; Pleosporales; Pleosporaceae. Gene Ontology annotation, biological process: proteasome-mediated ubiquitin-dependent protein catabolic process; carbohydrate metabolic process. Bases 1 to 3993 code for a protein of 1330 amino acids. The transcript is spliced from 7 exons.